This is a messenger RNA of Passer montanus (Eurasian tree sparrow), 3114 nucleotides long. RefSeq lists its product as uncharacterized. The record is from RefSeq and is a predicted model, not a curated record. Gene Ontology annotation, molecular function: zinc ion binding; single-stranded RNA binding; double-stranded RNA binding. Lineage: Eukaryota; Metazoa; Chordata; Aves; Passeriformes; Passeridae. The transcript has 16 exons. Bases 126 to 1955 code for a protein of 609 amino acids. Gene Ontology annotation, cellular component: precatalytic spliceosome.
GGCGCGGUGGGCGCGAGCUCCCGGAUGGUUCGGGGCAGCGCCGCGGUGGGAGCUGAGCAUUGAUCCGCGGAAUAAAACAAUAGCGCUUAAAUAGCCAGAUAGUAACCCAGCCCUGCCGCCCGAGGAUGAGCGCGGAGCCGGAGGAAGUUCAGGCAGAAGACGGCAAAGCGGAGCCGGAGAAAAAACUCUUCUACUGCGAUGUUUGUAAAAUUUACUGUAUGUGUGCUCUCAGUCUUCAGUCACACUACCGUGGUGCAAAGCAUAGGAAGCAAGAGAAAGCCCUGAGACGCAGGAAUGUCUAUUGUUCUUCAGCUCUAAUCCAAGUUCCGAUGAAGUACCGAGUGCUCAGACGAGUGAAGAGAUCAUUCACAGGGUACAUGACCUGUCUGAAGGAUUUUAUGAAUGAUCCCAGAAGAGAAGAGCCUCUAAUUGGUUUAGAGCAUGUGGUCGAAGUCAGAUUUGAAGGGAAAAGAGAGCCACGUUAUGAGUGCAGGCUGUGUGGGUGUAAUUCAGAGGUGGCACCUAUGAUAGAGCAUCUUAGUGGAUAUAAACACAGAAGAGAAUACAUUUCUAAAGAAUUUCCAGAUAAAAUGAGGAGAAGACCAACAGAUGCAAAAGAAUGCAAAGUCUCGUUUUUCAGACGGAUAGCAGGAGAGCUAGAGAAGAGUGAAGGAUUAAAAAUGUAUAAGAGGGAAGGUUACAUAAGACCAGCUACCUCAUCUGCAUUGAAGAAGAAAACAAGGUGGGAAGAUAAGCAUGAGAAUGAUCCUGUUCGGAAACAAAAAGCUCUGGAGUUCUUGGAGACUUUUCACAUCACCUCAGACUCAGAAGCAACACUUGUUGUUCGCAUUACACAGGAACUCAUGGAGGCUUUGAAGGCUUUUUGUGAAAAGAAAGCAGCAGGUAAUUACACCAACAGUUUAGGCCCCCUGAUGUCAGUACCGCAAGAUGAAUUUCCAGAAGGGAAAAGCAUCCCAGAACACUAUGGGCCAGAUGUAGAAUACAAAGGAAGUUCUGACUGGAAUCAGGGUUUUUUGUCCCAGUAUGAAGAGUGUUCUGAAGAUGCUUCUUUUGCUCCUGCUCACUCAAACAGUUACCAAGCAGGUGAUGGAUCAUCCUCCUGUCAUCUGACAUCUGACAACUUUGCAAGUAUGUCUCUGCUCGGGGAUUCUCCUGCUGCUGAGCCUGACACUCCUGCCAGUGGUGUCAGCGAAUGGCUGAGACAGCUCAGAAACUCCAUGCCCUGCACAGAUUUGGCUGCUGUGCCCUCUCCAUACCAGACCAGCCCAGUGAAGGAGUACUCAGCAGAAUACAUAUCCAGUGAUGUGCAAGGAAGUGAGCUCUGUGAUAACAGACUCUCAUUUGGCAGAGAAAAUACAAAAUGGAGGAAUCAACAAGUGUGUACCAAAGCAAGGCAUAUAAGUGACCAAGAAUUAUCCUAUCCCAAUUCUUCUGCCUCAUAUACUUCAUCUGGAAGAUACUUUACAAACUAUGCUUCACAAAACUAUUCCUCUUACAAGACCUAUGAGUCCACAAAUACUUGUACAUCUUCUGCAAAUUCUGUUGUUUCAGGAAGAGAUGGCUCCAGGUGGCACCAGGACACUAGGUGGAAUGAGCACUAUAGGUGGAAUGAGGACUCUAGCUGGAAGCAGGAAUCUAGGUGUCAAGGAUUCAGUUAUCAGAAAUCAGGCUAUCAGAGAGACUGGAGUUCACAUCAGGACUCAUUUUCUGGCAGGGGUUCAUACCAAGAUCACCAGCAGUUCAGAAGCUCAGAAGAGAUGUUUAAUGGAGUUGAUGUUGGUCUUGCUCCCAACACUGUGAACAGACUGCUAGGAAAGGAUGUCCCUACAAUGACCAGGAUGCUCAAACAGCUGGCUCCGUAUCAUCCAGCGCUUCAAAAAAUAAAUAUUCAGACAUUCGUCAAUGUGCUAAUAGAAGCUAGAGAGAAGGAUUAAGGAGCAGCAGCUGACUUGGAAACAGACGAAGAGAUUUGAGAAUCUCCAUCCCUUGGCUUUCAGGAAAGAGACUGCAUUUAACUCUUUGUUUGGCUGGUUUGGGAGAGGUAAAGGGAGGGAGAGUUUAAGUUUUUGACAUGUGAAAUAUAGCUGGAACAUGAACUUGCACAUAAUGGGUAAACAUACUAUUUUGUUUAGGCUUUUUGUAAUGUAUUUGUUAUAUCUUAGUAUAUUUCAGAAAAAAGAUCUUUUGUUAUUUUUUGAAAAUAUGUUAAAAUUACUCUGUCAGCAAAAAGUUAACAAUCCUUUUAAUACCUUUCUCAAUUCAGAAAAGAAAGAAAGGUUUACUUUUAUGCUUCUACUUAGGAAGAAUAUUAAUUGAAAAUACAGGUUUACUUUCUUUCACACAAAUGUAAGGCCAGUUUCAUUAAUUUGAGGCUUUAUAAUUAGGAUAUUUUUAGAAAUUGAUAUACUACAUUUCUGUUUAGAGAAAGAAAGGAGAAUGUUACAGCAAAGAUAUUCUCCAUCUUAAUGUGAUGCUAUAUGAGGAAAACGUAAUCUGUGCUAGAGGACUGGUAUGUAACGGGGCAUAUCAGUUUCAAUUUGCAGAGUAAGAAAUGGUGUGAAAUAUAUGCAAAUUUUUACAUCAUGUUGUUCGAAAUGAAAUAAUUAUGAAUUAUCCUAAAAACUCAUUUGGUGAAUGGACCCAUGCUAAAAUAAAAAUUUUUGAUUCUUUCUAUUGGCAAAAGCAUAUUAAGAAAUAGUAGAACCCAUAACGCAAUCAGAUAAAAUAACAGGAAAAAAUAAAAUUGUUGUACUAACUGAGAGUACUUACCAGUUCAUGCAGUGUAUCAGAGCCACAUGCUCAUGAAUGCCUGGCUUUAGAUAUCUGCUCUAUGUAAUUAAAACCAGCUUACAUGGAGCUGAAGAAAAGAAGUAAAGUGAGACAGUUUACUCCUGAGUGUCUGUUUUCCUUUUCACUGCUGCAUUGUGGACUAUCAUUUUUCUUGUUACCCAUGCUGGAACCGUGUCUCUGUGCAUUAAAUACUUGUGCUGAAGCAGGGUUAGUCUUCAUGAGCUGUCAUAAAACAUUUUGGAUCUUGUUAUGUAAAUUUUAAUAAAAACUCAACUCAAUUUAUUAUUGAGCAUCUAAACUCAA